AUGUCAUCAAUACUUCAUGUACUUACUGGGCAUGGUGAACAUUCAGAAAAGAAAUCAAAUCCUCCUGUUACUCAUACAGCAACAUUUGAAGAUAUUAAGGUUCAAUCAGUUGUUAGUAGUCAAACACAAACAAAAACUGUUGCGGCAAAUUCACAGGCUAAAAUAAAUGCAUUAAUGUCAAAAUUAGGUUCAACACAUUCACAAAUUGAUGAAUAUGCUCGACAUCGUACUGAUGAAAUAUCGGAAGCUGUUAAAUCUAGUAUAGAUAAAAUCGUUCAUUCAGCACAAGCUCAACAACAACAAUUACUUGAUGAUGCUGUAAAAGAAACGAAUAAAAUUGAAGAUGAAUUUAAAGAUAAACUUAUGUUAUUUAUUAAUGAACUUGAUCAAGAGAAAGCAACAAAAUUAGUUGAACUUGAAAAAGAUUUAAAUGUUCAUCAAGAAAAAAUUCUUGAAGCAGCUCGUAAACGUAUCGAUGCAGUUCAUGAAGAAGCUAAUCGAUUAAAAAUGAAUAUUUUGAAAGAAGCUCAAGCUAAAACAAAUUCAAAAAUUGAAGAAAUUACUGAAAAAGUCGCACAACUUGGAGCUGAAGAUGCAAGUCGUCGUUUAGCAAGUACAACAACAACUGUUAUAACAACACAAGCACAAGCAGAAGGUCAUCCAACAAAACAUCAUUGA
This is a messenger RNA of Adineta steineri, 678 nucleotides long. The record is from the annotation of a GenBank genome assembly. NCBI's taxonomy places the organism in Eukaryota, Metazoa, Rotifera, Eurotatoria, Adinetida, Adinetidae.